Messenger RNA from Fusarium redolens, 453 nucleotides. Its product is annotated as Dehydroquinase. The record is from RefSeq and is a predicted model, not a curated record. Gene Ontology annotation, molecular function: 3-dehydroquinate dehydratase activity. The coding region runs from base 1 to 453 and encodes 150 amino acids. The transcript has a single exon. Gene Ontology annotation, biological process: quinate catabolic process. Lineage: Eukaryota; Fungi; Ascomycota; Sordariomycetes; Hypocreales; Nectriaceae.
AUGUCUCGUCGUCUUCUCCUCAUCAACGGCCCAAACCUCAAUCUCCUCGGCACACGCGAACCUCACAUCUACGGCUCAACCACCCUCGCCGACGUUGAAGCCUCCGCCUCAACACAAGCAACAUCCCUCUCCGCAAGCUUAACAUCCUUCCAAGCCAAUUCCGAGGGCGCCAUAGUUGAUCGCAUCCACGAAGCGCGAGGCAACGUCGAUGCGAUCAUCAUCAACGCUGGUGCUUACACGCACACGAGCGUAGCUAUAAGAGACGCGCUGGUGGGAGUUGAUAUUCCGUUUGUGGAGGUUCACAUCACGAAUGUCCAUGCGAGGGAGGCUUUUAGACAUCAUAGUUAUCUGUGUGAUAAGGCGGAGGCUGUUAUUUGUGGGUUGGGGGUUUUUGGGUACAGUGCUGCGAUUGAGUAUGCUGUUAAGCAUCUGAAGUUGAGGACGAAGCUGUAA